AGCGCGGCCAAGUUGAGGAUAAAAUGUGGAUAAGUGAUGCUUUCGCGGCUUCGGUGCAAAAAUCCCGAAAGAAGAAAGACCGAGCUUCUCUUUCAACCCGAUGAAAACCGAGAGCAGCGGCCGCAUCGCAUUUCUGAUUUAUGUGACAUGGCUGCCAGCGACCGGCAUCACCGCUCCACCUGAGCUCUGCUGCUUACUUUGAAGGCGAGUUUUUUCUCCCCUUCUCCCCACCUCCACCUCCACGCACCUUCUCCUCCUCGCUGCAGAAGUUUUCUCCCAGCCAGAACUCUGUCCGGAUCUCAAGAAGCGGGCUCCACUCCAAUUCAUUAAAGGUCUUUCACCAGCUGCUGGUUCAACCUUUUUUUUUUUCUCGGACGAUCACGAUGAUGAGGCGCGCAUCCCCGCACUGGCUGAGAGGCGUGUCCCUGCUCCUGCUGCUGCAGACGACCACCUCCAUGGUGAUGCUCCCCAACUCCACGGGCUGGGAGCAGAUCCUGGACAAGUACCUGGACGAGGACGGGGACUGGUGGGAGGCCAAGCAGAGGGGGAAGAGGGCCAUAACCGACAGCGACGCCCAGCUCAUCCUCGACCUCCACAACAAGCUCAGAGGCCAGGUUUACCCCCAAUCUUCCAACAUGGAGUACAUGGUGUGGGACACGGAGUUGGAGCGUACGGCGGAGGAGUGGGCCGAGACCUGUCUGUGGGAGCACGGCCCGGCCGGUCUGCUGCCGCAGAUUGGGCAGAAUCUGGGGGCUCACUGGGGAAGGUAUCGCCCACCCACGUUCCAUGUGCAGGCCUGGUAUGAUGAAGUGAAAGACUUCUCCUUCCCUUACCCUCAGGAGUGUAAUCCCUACUGCCCCUUCAGAUGCUCCGGUCCAGUUUGCACACACUACACACAGCUGGUCUGGGCCACGAGCAGCCGCAUUGGCUGCGCCGUCAACAUGUGCUACAACAUGAACGUGUGGGGACAGAUUUGGGCCAAAGCUGUCUAUCUUGUCUGCAACUACUCACCAAAGGGGAACUGGUGGGGCCACGCACCUUACAAACAUGGGACCCCAUGCUCUGCCUGCCCCCCCAGCUAUGGUGGAGGAUGCAAGGACAACCUGUGCUACAAAGGUGGAGAUGACAGUUUCAACCCGCCUCAGGAGGAGACAGAAGAAAACAACUUCAUAGAGCAGGAGGCCCCCCGUACCACCAAGCCCCGGUCCCGGGCCUCCAAGCCCGAGCCUGCCAGUCUCCCCGCCCCGGCCCCCACCAAGCCCCCCACAGAGGACCUGCAGAAGAAUGAGGUGGUCAACACGCAGCAGAUGUCUCAGCUGGUGACCUGUGACACGAAGCUUCGGGAUCAGUGCAAAGGAACCACAUGCAACAGAUAUGAGUGUCCAGCUGGAUGCCUAGACGCCACAGGGAAAGUAGUUGGGACGGUUUACUAUGAAAUGCAAUCGAGUGUGUGCAGGGCCGGUCUACACGCUGGUGUCAUAGAUAAUGACGGAGGAUGGAUGGAUGUAACAAGACAAGGCAGAAAGGAUUUUUUCAUCAAAUCCAACAAGAACGGAAUCCAGUCACUGGGAAAAUAUCAAAGUGCAAAUUCCUUUACGGUCAGCAGAGUGGCAGUUAAAGCCAUCACAUGUGAUGCCACGGUUGCUCAACUGUGUCCGUAUGAAAAGCCUGCGAGACAUUGUCCAAGGUUAUACUGUCCGAGAAACUGUUUAGAAGAGAAUCCUCACAUAUCCAGAGUAAUCGGUACCAGGAUAUACUCUGACAAGUCCAGUAUAUGUCGAGCAGCAGUCCACGCUGGCAUCAUCGAGAACGACGUGGGCGGUUACAUCGAUGUGAUGCCAGUGGACAAGAGGAAACACUACAUCGGCUCAUACCAGAAUGGCAUCUCCUCCGAGAGCCUUCACAACCCUCCUGGAGGGAAGGCGUUCCGGGUGUUCGCCGUGAUUUGAGUGGCCCCCGGAGGGCAGCUUCACCAAAAACAAAACAAAGCAAAACAAAAAAAAAAAAAAAGCGCACUUGGGCUGUUGAAUAGGCGUUAACGAAGCCACGUUGUCAAACCCGGUGACCGAAAUGUUUCUGGCUUUCUCUGCUACACUUCAGGGGUCAGAGGUCGUCACUAUGGCAGCGUAAAAACCGGCAACAAACACUUGACACGUACACAAUGAGAAACCUGUCUGUGCUCGCUCUCGUGGGAUUCUCACUUUCUCAGCUUCUCCGGGAAUUUUUAUAAACUGUAAAUAGUAUUUUGUUGUACAUAUUUGUUAAUAGUGUCUUGCCUUUAUCAAACAAACAUAUGUGUAUGAAUACUGAUUAUAGAAAUCCUACGAUAUAACUAUUAUAAUUAUAAAGGCACUUAAGAAUGAAUAUCCUUUUUAUUGUAUUAAGUCUGGCACAUGUUUAUUGGUGCUUUGGAGAAGUAUCUUGCCAUAUUUUGGACUUUUUAAAUGGUUUGGGGAAAAGUGUUAUGCAUUUAUUUUUAUAUGAUUCUGCUUUACAUCAAUAAGACCUGUUAAGAAUGCUGCUAUAUGUUUUAUGUAUUAUUAUUGUUGUCAUUAUUUUAACUGUAAUUGCCAAUCCAAUGUGCUCUGUCUGUAUUUCUCCAGAUAUGUUACUUUAGUUUAAACUCCCUGCAGGUCGGGAAGUUCACUCAUCUCUCUAAACCGCACCGAUGUGGCGUCAGCGCGGAUUUUGUUUUGCUGGAUGUCGUCACGAUAUAUUUUCACGUGAUUCUGACUGACCGAAACAAUAAUACGCAGCUUUUCCUUUCAUGCGGUUUCAUGCCAGACCUCUUUCAAGCUGCAGCCAUCACAGUUUAUUGUACCAUUAUCUGUGUCUGUUUGCAUUAUACAUUUGUUCCCACUUGUUCAGGUUGUUAGGGAAAGUUCGUUCUGCAAUAAAACAAUAGAAUGGCUUUUUUUUUUGGCAAACAUUUGCUACCCACAUUCAAAAGUGUGAAUAUGUGCAAAGUAUCUGCUUAGCAUCCACUGGCACUACAUUUUUUUUUUUUUUUAAUUCUAUUAAAAUGAAAUAAAAUCUCUUUCA
Messenger RNA from Mugil cephalus (flathead mullet), 3042 nucleotides. It is a transcript of the gene crispld1a, whose product is annotated as cysteine-rich secretory protein LCCL domain containing 1a. The record is from RefSeq and is a predicted model, not a curated record. NCBI's taxonomy places the organism in Eukaryota, Metazoa, Chordata, Actinopteri, Mugiliformes, Mugilidae. The transcript is spliced from 15 exons. Gene Ontology annotation, cellular component: extracellular region. Bases 384 to 1949 code for a protein of 521 amino acids.